Molecule: messenger RNA, 1680 nt
Organism: Dujonia railenensis
Lineage: Eukaryota; Fungi; Ascomycota; Pichiomycetes; Serinales; Debaryomycetaceae
Source: the annotation of a GenBank genome assembly
AUGAAGCUCCCAAAGUGGUUUCCGCAAGAGCGGAUAGUUGAAGAAACAGAAGAAGAAAUUAAGUCUGCUUUAGUCUAUUUGAAAGAUGAGCAUGGAGAGUUCCGAGUCAAAGAAUACAGAGACGAGGUCAACAGACCUUGGUGGAAAUUCUUCGACGAAUAUGAAUAUAGAAAGAAUGUUCCAAGGUGGAGUUGGUUUGGCGAAGGUGCUUCUGCUGCUGAAAGAAAGUUGCUCUUGAAGCUUGAUGCACAUAUUAUCAUCUAUUGCGUGAUGGGGUACUGGUGUAAGUUUUUUGAUUCCGCCAACUUAACAAAUGCUUAUGUGUCAGGGAUGAAGGAAGAUGUUGGGAUGAAAGGUAAUGACUUGAUUGAUGCUCUGCUUAUGCUGGGAGUUGGUAAUGUCAUAUUCUGCUUGCCAAUUAUGUAUAUCUUACCAAGAUUCCCCACGACUUACGUCUUAUUUGUCAGUGAAUUUUUAUGGUCCUUGUGUACUCUACUUACGUUUACGGUUUCUAAUCCUCUGUCAUUAAAGGCUGCCAGGUUCUUUUUGGGUAGUUUUGAAACGUUUUAUUUUCCAAUAGUCCACCACACCCUUUCUAAUUUCUAUAAGCCAUCUGAGAUUUCUUCCAGAGCAAGUAUUUUCUACUGUGGUCAAUAUCUAGGCAUUUUGACUUCGGGCUUACUUCAAAGUUCUAUAUACGAACAUUUGAAUGGGGUUAACGGGUUAGCAGGAUGGAAGUGGAUGUUCAUAAUUGAUGGUAUAAUAUCGUUUGCCGUUGCAUUUAUAGGUUUAUUCUUGAUGCCUGGAACUCCGUUUAAAUGUUAUUCACUUUGGCUAACUGAUGACGAUAUUAAGCUCUGUAGAAGACGUAUGAGGUCAAAUGGUACAGACGACGGGUCAAAUUUGAAAAGUUUCUUAGAUUGGGAUACCUGGAAGCGAAUGUUUACCUCAUGGCACUUUUGGAUAUUGUCUUUAGGUGGAAUAGGUGGGUACAAUGCCAAUGCUUCUUCACAAGGUCAAUUUGCCCUUUGGUUAGACAGUUUAGGUGAGUACUCUGUCGCCAAGGUUAACAACUACACAGCAAUUCCGCCAGCUCUAGGAUUGGCAUAUGUUAUAAUUACUUGCUUUGCUGCUGAUAUUUUUCAGAAGAGAUUUGGUAUGAUUGGUUUUGCUCAAUCUAUGAAUUUGGUAAGUUGUGUGAUUUUGGCAGUUUGGGAUGUACCAAAAGCAGCAAAAUGGUUUGCUUACUACUGGGGUUAUUGGUCAUGGUCUCAAAGUUCUGUCUUUUAUCCAUUGGUGAAUGACAUUUUAAGACAUGAUGCUAACUUAAAGUCUAUCGAAUUUAUGUUAAACUAUAUCAUAGGUUUGCAGUCUUAUAUAUGGAUAUCAAAACUAGUUUGGGAAACAGUAGAUGCUCCUAAAUUUCAAAAGGGCUUUAUAACUGCAGCUUCGAUGGGUAUGUUGGAAGCAUUUUGUAUGCUCCUUGGAUACUUCUAUUUUAAAAGAGAUGAGAGAAAGAGAGCUCUUGAACAGGGUAUAUAUUUGUACAACUCAGGAAAGGGUGAAUAUCCGCCAAAUGAUUCAAGAGAGGCGGAACUAGGUUCAGAUAAGCAGUCUUACGAUGUUAAGCUAGAGAUAAAAGCUGACAGCAACAGCAUUCAAGAUCAAAACUCUGACUAA